Molecule: messenger RNA, 1558 nt
Organism: Phyllotreta striolata
Lineage: Eukaryota; Metazoa; Arthropoda; Insecta; Coleoptera; Chrysomelidae
Source: the annotation of a GenBank genome assembly
AUUGAAUUUAAAUUCCCCAUUUUCUUUAGUAAGAAUCUAAAAUGUCAAGAACAGUUGACUUGACAGUUUAGUGACGUUAAAAAAGUUAAAAGUACAUUUGAACUACUAUGUAUGUAAUUGGUAUUUUUUCAUCAAUUAUUUAUUUUCAGUUUCAAAAUGAAUAGAAUAAAAUAUGCGAGUCCCCUUUUAUUAGACGGCGAAUCGACUCAAGCUGUUGAAAAUAAUGUGAGGCUGUACGAUGGCGAUCAAAAGACAUCAUUCGAGGGUGGUGAAUUGAUAAUAACGAGUCACCGCAUCCUAUGGGCCCGACCGGGACAAAUAGCAAGAGGCCAAACGUGUCUCGCCUUAAAUUUAAGUUUAGUGGUGUUUUUCGAGGAAGAAUCGCCAAGCGCGUUUAGUUUCAGCCGAUCUAGAAAAAUAGUACUACAUUUAACGGAAACAAACGAUCAUUCUAAUGGUCCUCAAUUAACCAGCAUUUACAAUUUCAUAAAGCUAUCGUUUCGCGAAGGUUACACAAAUAAUGUAGUCAGCAUCCUCGGCAAUUUACUGCAAACCAAACCGUGGGAACCCAAGGUGAUUGAGCAUACUCAAUCCCAAGUCGCUCAAAAUAAACCCCACAUUCCCGCCAUUAAGCCGAGAUUAGGAAUCGUGGGCAUCGAACGAAGUAUACAACAAAAACAUAAAGAAACCGAUGAAAGUAUCAGCCACGCAUUCCAAGAUUUAAGCAAAUUAAUGGUAAUGGCUAAAGAAAUGGUCAACAUAUCUAGGAAUAUAUCCAACAAAAUCAAAGAGAAACAAGGGAGUAUUACAGAAGAUGAAACAGUAAGAUUUAAAUCUUACCUACUCAGCUUGGGUAUCGAUGACCCGGUCACUAGGGAGUCAUAUAAAUCGGAUAAUCAAUACUACGAGAGCCUCGCCAGGCAGAUUUGCGAUUUUAUUCACAAGCAUGUGCAAGAAAUGGGGGGCAUGAUGGCCCUCACCGAUGUAUUUUGCUGGGUAAACAGAGCGAGGAGCUUAGAACUCCUGUCUCCCGAAGACAUUUUGAAUGCUUGCAAGCUUAUGGAAGGUCUCAAUCUGCCUAUAAAACUCUACGAAUUUUCAUCGGGCGUGAUGGUAUUGCAGCUCAGUAGUUUGGAUAGCUCGAGUAUUGCCGAAGCAACUGCUGAAAUGGUCGAGGAAAAAGAGUCUUUGGCAGCCGAGGAGUUAUCGCAAGCUCUGGGAAUAUCGCUUACAUUGGCCAAAGAAAGGUUGCUAACGGCCGAAAAAUUGGGUAAAUGCUGCAGGGACGAUUCUAUACAAGGUUUGAGAUUCUAUCCCAAUCUGUUUCUAACUAAGGAUUAAGCGCGAAGGUCUUCGUUAAAAAGGAACGCAGCAGUACGAAGUUCAGGUCAUCGAUAAUUUCUUUAACGAUGUGGAAUCGAGCAUUGCUAAUGAGGUAAAAAUUAUAAAUAGGAUAUACAGCUUCGCCGGAAAAAUAUAUAUAACACAAAUCAGAUCUAAUUAUUAUUUUAUAUUAAUUUAUUAAAUUUAAAGUUCAUGUAGAUAAAUAACAUAGGCA